This is a messenger RNA of Sitodiplosis mosellana (orange wheat blossom midge), 1934 nucleotides long. RefSeq lists its product as uncharacterized. The coding region runs from base 129 to 986 and encodes 285 amino acids. Gene Ontology annotation, molecular function: protein binding. The transcript is spliced from 2 exons. Lineage: Eukaryota; Metazoa; Arthropoda; Insecta; Diptera; Cecidomyiidae. The record is from RefSeq and is a predicted model, not a curated record.
GGACUUUCGUGUUAAUUAGCAUCAACUGGCAAAACGUCUUGAUAUCAACGCUCCAAUAUCCACUAAAAAUUAUUCUUUUAGUUUAGUUUCAAUUUAAGGGUAAUAAUUGUGAAGGAUAAAACCAAAACAUGCCUUUCAUUUCAAACGGUUCCGAAUGGAAAUUAAUUGAUGAUGAAGAGCCGUACGAUAAAAAGCGAUUCGUUGUGGUGAAGACACUUCAUGUCAAGUUGAACACAACAGAUACAGCAUUGCCGAUUCAAGAAUUUUCGAUUGAUCAAAUUCGUCAGCACACCCGCAAAUUUGGUCAGAUUGAAUCCAUCGAAAUGUUGCAGGAUAAUUCAGCACUUGUGUCAUUUGCCAGCGAUCAUAUGGCCCAUUCUAUGCAAUUGCAACAUGACUUUGACAAGAAGACGGGAAUAAAGCAGCCGUUCCAGGUUCGUCCAGCCGAUACAUUUGAACAGCCACAAAGCAAGACCAAUUUGCCACCGAAGAAAGUUUUCAAAGUCGACGAACAAACAUCAAAAAUGUGCAUGUUGAACGAAGACUGUUUACUGCAUCUGUUCAAGUUUUUGGAUCUCAAUUCACUCGUGAACAUGGCCGAUGUGUGCAAAAUGUUCAACGGUUUGCUGCACAAAUACAGUUUUCCACAUAUUAAGAAAUACGAAUUCAAACACGAUAUUUUCGACACGCGCAAAUUCAACCCGACCUUGCUCCCAAAGUUAUUGGAAAGAAUGCGUCGAACUCUACAUUGCGUUGGCCGUCACAUCACUGAUCUAACCAUUGAAGUCGGUAAUAGGACUAGUGAGUGGAUCUCUGCACAUGAUAGCGCCGGUGGAUUUUGGGGAAUUUUAGCUGAGUAUGUUGGUACAAAUCUCCGUCAAGCUUAUUGGCAAAUAGGUGAAUCACAUCUUUCGCUGCUUGAAAGAGAAGAAGAAAUCGCAAAAAUCGCACCGAUUCUACGUCACUUGGAGCACUUGAGAAUCUAAGCAGACAGCUUGGAUGAAUAUAUUAUCGAUUUCCAAACAUUGUGCCCGAAUUUAGUCGAGUUUGAGCUGAGUGCACCCGUGAAAUUGCCCAAUUGUGACAGACCGUGGAGGUCGCUACGUUGUUUGGACACCCAGUUUUGCUGUGUGCAUGGGAAUGAACGUACGUUGCCAUCAUAUUAUCAAUGGAAUCCACAGCUCACAUGCGUGGCUUUUCGGACUACUGAAGUUUUCCCCGUUCGAGGCAUUCUAUCUGCUGUCGCAAACCUAAGUUUGCUUGAAAAAGUCCACAUCGGCUGGUACGGCUAUUAUCCCGUGGGAGGACACGACAUCACUUGCCUGAAAAAUCUACAGCAUUUGACUGAAAUAGAGUUGUGGGGUGUGAAUCAUCGCUGUUUGGAGAGUAUUUCCGACUGUUUGGCAACAUUCGUUGGGUUGCGAAAAAUCUUACUGGAUUGUGAUGCGGAUCAUGGCACGGCGAAUGAACGAAGCUUUGGCCUGUCAUUUUUCAAAUUGGCUAAGUGUUCGAAUUAUAUACUGAAGUGUUCGAAUUAUAUACUGCUAGAAUACCCAAAGCAAUGAAAACUCUCGAGCUUUGUAAUCAUAAAAACUCGCCAAAAAUCAACUUCGAAUUGUUAUUGGUUAACGUAUCGGAACCCAAACCACAGAAUCUCUCUCGGUUCCAGGAAUUUCAUUCACCCGAAUUUGAUAAUUACUAUGUGUUUGGAACAAAGGCGGUGUUACGAUAUCUAAGACGAACGUCGAAAUAGUAAUCGCAUGAGAAUGAUACUACAAAUUUUAUAGGCUGUCAAUUGCCACCAAUAAUUUUUUCUAGAGUAAAAAAAUAAAAAUAAGCCUUCCAUCAAUACAGUUCUUUUCCUCUCAUUUUCAUGAAUAUUCCACUCAAAAUUUAAAUAUAAUCUGAAUAAAAAUCAAUAUAAAUUGCUUGUA